Messenger RNA from Magallana angulata, 4660 nucleotides. RefSeq lists its product as uncharacterized. NCBI's taxonomy places the organism in Eukaryota, Metazoa, Mollusca, Bivalvia, Ostreida, Ostreidae. The record is from RefSeq and is a predicted model, not a curated record. The transcript is spliced from 4 exons. The coding region runs from base 860 to 3508 and encodes 882 amino acids.
UAAACAUUCCCUUGUCUCCCUUGUACACUGGCUAAAUAUUCUUUUUUUUUAAUCUCAGUGUCAUCUCCUCUACCAUAGUACAUGUAUUAUAUAUAUGGACCUUUUGAAUUUCUCAAUAGAAUAUGUUCAUUAAUAAUUUGUACACACAGUUUCCCUUGUACACUGGCUAAAUAUUCUUUUUUUUUAAUCUCAGUGUCAUCUCCUCUACCAUAGUACAUGUAUUAUAUAUAUGGACCUUUUGAAUUUCUCAAUAGAGUAUGUUCAUUAAUAAUUUGUACACACAGUGCUUAGAAUUAAAUUCAAUGAUAAAUACAUCGGGAUCGGCAUACUUAUUCUUAAAAAACUUGAGCUUUGUAAAUAAUUGAUGAUGCAUUAAGUAUGGUAUGCAGGUCCUGUUGUAUUAUGAGGUCUGUACAGCAGACUGAGCUUUGUAAACUUUCCAUGAUAAAAAAUUGGAUAGCAGGUUUUAUCUCCUUAUAUAACAUUAAUUUGUGCAUAUGUGCACCUUAUAUACAAUGUAUUAGCACUAAUACUGAUCAUUGAUUCAUCAUUAGCAUUGAUACUGAUUUGAUUCAUUUUAGGAGAUUUUUUGAAGCUUGCUGCACAUUUACAAGCUAGUGAUGAUGAAAUUUUAAACAGUUUGCCAGAUACAUGUAUAUCAGAAGCAGAUGAAGUUACUGUUGGAGGUACAGGUAAUGAAAUACUGGAUCAAGCACAACAUGCUCAAGAAGACAAUAGUUCUUUGCAUGAUAUAUCAGAACAAUCUAGUCAGCUCUCAGAAUUUUCGUCCACUCAGUCCUCUCAUGGAACUGAUAACUGGCUACCACCAACAUACGAUCGGGAUAAGUUGAACAGAAGCAUGGAAAUUCUCUCUGAAGGCAAAUUUACUCCAAUGCGAUUUACCUUAAACACACCAUUGGAAGAUGUUCAACAGUCUACAAAGGAUUAUGUGACUCGAAAAGCCAAAGAAGUAAUUCACUAUGCUUUAGAAUGCAUUGCACCACAGCAGGAGGAAGAAUUAAUGCAACUGGUGUGUAGAAAAUACUUCAAGGCGGAGUCGGAUGGUAUUGAUAUUAUACCUGAUGUUUUAACAGAAGCUCUUAUCAAAGCCUACAAUGAUGCUAAUGGACAUCAAUGCCAAAUCCAAAUACUCUCCCUGGUUGUAAACAAUUUUUCAAAGACUGAACUUUGUAAAAUGGUGCAUGGCCUAACAAAGUAUAAAAUUGACUGUGCAAGAAAAUACGCUUCCUUGAAUGGACCAGGUCAGAUUAUUGAUCCUCCAAAGGUUACCCGUGUUAGACUUUCGAGAUGUCAAAUACAGCAUUUUAUUGAAUUUUUGUACAGUCCAUCAAUUUGUCAAGUGGUUGGAUAUGGUUCCAAGACUCUUCAUUUAUCAUCUGGAUUACAAAUAAAAAUUCCAAAAAUGAUUCGAACAAUGAUUGCCUCAAGAAUUAUCAAUGCCUAUGAAGUGCUCUGCACAGACAAUGAGAUAAAAAUGCCAUCUAGGGCAACGUUGUACAAGAUCAUAAAAGUAUGCUCGGCCUCGCAGAGGAAAUCUUUGAAAGGUCUUGACAGUUAUACAACAGAUGGAAUGGAAGCAAUGGAUUUGCUCCAGAAGAUACUACACAGACUGCAAGAAAACGGACUUUCAAGAGACAAAACGAAAGAGUUAUCAGAAAAGCUUCUGGAUAUAAACCAGCACCUGAAAUUUGAUUUGAAAAUGCAUCUCGCACAGUCCAGUACUAGUAUCGACCACUGCCUAACAUAUGCAUUGUCUGAUGAAAAGACAGCAGAAUUUACAUCGGAUUGUGAUCAUCUCCACAAUCAGAACUGCAUAAACUGUAGAAGUAUUCCAAAAGUUAUGGAUGAAAUUGCAAGUUGUUUAUCAGCGGCUAAUCUAGCAACUGAUCUGCAGAAGGAAUUGGCACAUGAUUUUGAACAGUCAAGAAAAAACAUACAUGAAUGGAAGGCCCAUAUUGUACGAGCUGUGAACCAGGAUAUGAGUAAAAGCAACAUCAUUGAAAACUUAAAGAGUAACCAAGCACUGCUGAUAAUGGAUUGGGCAAUGAAAUUCCUGCCUCAAAGUUUUCGGGAAUCGCAGCAAAACUGGUUUGGGAAACAGGGUUUGAGUUGGCAUGUUGCAUGUGCAGUUUUUCUAGAUCAUAGUGCCAAUGUAGAGAAUCAGGAGAACAAAUUUCACCUCGUGUCAUUUGUACACGUAUUACAAGGAGGAAGUCAAGGUUGGAUCUCAGUAGCUAUGAUUCUUCAAGAUGUUCUAGAAAAACUGAAAUGCCUUAAUCAGCAUCUUUCCGAAGUUUAUUUAAAAUCCGACAAUGCAGGAUGCUAUCACAGCAUGCCACUUAUGUCCUACAUUUGGAAGAAUUAUGACUUGCUACAGCUCAAAGUAAAAGAGUAUAAUUUCAGUGAAGUUCAGAGUGGCAAAGAUCUGUGUGAUUCAAGAACUGGUACAUGUCGCAUGCAUAUUUUAAAGUAUGCAAAUGAAGGUAACAAUGUGGAAAAUGCACAUCAACUGAAAAAAGCCUUAGAGAGUUAUGGGGGAGUUAAGAACACAUUCAUUUCACUGGUUGAUAUCAAUACAGAAAAUCCUCCUGUAUUGUCAGGAAACAUUAAAAACUUCAAGAUUAGUCAGAUGAACAAUUUUGUGUUUGAAGAAGAAGGCAUCAGAGUGUUUAAAGCUUAUGGUGUUGGUCAUGGACACUUUAUCCCCAAGAGCACUCUUGAAAAGAUAUCAAGUAACUUUGCCUUUGAUGAGACCAGAAUUGAGGUCAUAGAAGAUUCUACAACCAUGCCAGCGACACAUUUACAAGCAGCACAGUUGAGGCUACCGUUUGGAUCUUCAGAUGCUGAAGACAGUGGAGACCUGAGCUGCACUGAACCAGGCUGUAUUCAAACCUUCAGGAAACCAUCUACUUUAGAAAAGCACCUUGCUGUUGGAAAUCAUUUAUACCACAGUUUAAAUGGAAGUGCCGAUGUUGCCAUGGAGUUGUGGGCAGAAAAGUGUUCGGAUUCUGUGUUUUAUAACCAGUCUCACCUCAUCCAAUCUUCAUUGAUUUCAAGUAAAGACAAUCAGGUACAUACCUGUGUAUCAAAUUUGAAAACAGGAUGGGCUCUGAAGUUGGACAGAAAAUUUGUUAGAUUUUCAUUGGGUGUAAAAAAGUUCGUGAAAGACAUUUUUGAUGAUGGUGAAAAAACUGGAAAAAAGGCAAACCCUGUGUCUGUUUCAUUACAAAUUCGUAAUGAACGGGAUGAAUAUGGCAACCACAUAUUCAGUCCAAAUGACUGGAUUUCCUCUCAGCAAGUUCGCAGUCUCUUUGCCCAGUUUCAGAUAAAACUGACUAAAGAGAGCACAGACAGAGAGAAGAGACCAAAGUUAAAACUCACUCUUAAAUCUGAGGAGGAUGAAGAUUUAAAUGAGGUUAUUAGUGAUCUGAAUGCCAUGGAGGCAUUCAACACAGUUAAUUCUGUUACUGAUAUAUGUCAGCUAUGAUUUCUAUGUGAGCAUAAUUUACUUGGUAGGCAUUUCAUCUUGAUUUUCACAUACCGAGUAUGCUAGAAAAAAUGCAUUUAAUCGAUGUGUAGGUGCAUCAAGAUUGUCAAAAGUAAACUUUCAAGUAGAAUAUAGUAACUACUGUAUGAAAUAUUUUUUUUCAUGUAAAAAAACCAUAAUCAUAUGUAUGACUUGGAAUUCUAAGUUAAACACUGUCCUAGUACACAGAAUGGAUUUUAUAUUUAAAAUGCAAAUCAGCUGGUAACAUUACAUGUACAUGCACUAUAUAUAUUUGACCAUUCAUUGUAAUGUAAUGAAACUGUUUACAUUUUAGGAAAUGCUAAGUUUCAUGUAUUUAUAAAAAAUGAUGAAAAUCAUUAGUUAUAGGUGAUUGCAUUAAAAUUGUUUAGAAAAACAUGUUACUAAGGGAGAUAACUCACUUUUAAAAGUUGCAAAAAAUGCAAGUUAUAGAAAUUCACGCAGUGUGAGAAAUAUUCAGAACCCGAUUAUUACCUUAUGUGAAAAGAUUAAGAAGUUACUUGUUUUUAUUUUGACCCAUAACAUUUUAGUUUUAAAGCGUCCAAACCCAAUUUUAAAUUUACUUAAAUUUUAGCAAUUUUUCAAUAAUUUUGGUUUUUUACACACAAGAGUUAUUUCCCUUGAUCAAAAAAUUAUGUGGGGUUAUUUUUGAAAAAAAUUUAAUGUGUCAAAAUAAAAUUAAAUAUUUAUAUUUUCAAUUAUUUUAACAGUUGUUGUUUUAUUUUUAUGCUUAGGGUAUCAAAAUGUCAAAUGAAAAUGUCAGUUUUUCAUAAAAAUCAAUGCUUCAUUAUAGUGAAAUUGUAAUCAAUAUGGCAACCCCCUUCAAUAGGGCUAAAAAAUUAAAAUUUUCAAAAAAGUGUUUUAUAGUAACAAUUUGCUUAACUUUAAAUGUCUUCUGUGAAAAUUUCAUUGAAAUGUGGUUUACUCCAUGUAUUACCCCCUGCCUGACUCUCUCAUAGACGCACAGUUAAAUGAACAUCGUUUGAACCCUGAGGUAUUUAUAAAUAUCAAAUAACUCUAAGAAACUGUGCUGCAAAAUUAUCUUGGAACAGAAUAUAGGACACUAUUGCAGAAUUAAACAUUGCUUUGCAUUUAUAAUAAUCAUUUCUAAAU